GGCAGCUCUGGUUUCCCCUCAGGCAGGGCGGCAAGCGCCUGUUUAAAGCGGGGCGCACGAAAAGCGAUGGCCGCGGACGGGGUUCCGCUGACGGAGGAAAGCAUCCGCGAGAGAGUCUGCCUGACGCACCAGAAUCUCGCUGAUGUCCGGUCAUUGUCUCUUCCUGGAACUUACCAUGAAAAGAUUAGUCAUUUAGGAAACUCAUUGGAAAAUUUUAUUCAUCUAAAAUCACUUGACCUUUCACGCAAUGCAUUGACUACUUUGGAGGGCCUUCAACAUCUUACAUGCCUAGAAAAGCUCAAUCUUUACUUCAAUUGCAUUUCCUCCUUGUCAGAAGUAUUUCGACUCCACAGCUUAACUGCACUCAAGGAUGUGGAUUUCCGGCUGAAUCCUGUUGUUAAAAAUGAAUCUGAUUAUCGUCUUUUUGUCAUUCACAUGCUCCCGAAUCUCAGGCAGUUGGAUGAUCGUCCUGUGAGAGACAGUGAGCGAAAAGCAUCCCUUUUACAUUUCCCUACAGAUCAUGCUUAUAAAUUCAGGAAGCCUCCACUGGUAACAAGAUGGACUGAAAUGGAAAGUUCUGCCCAUCCAAGAGUUGAAUACAUUAACUUGAUGUCCAAAACGUGCUUGGUGAUGGAUAAAGAUGAUGAGGAGGUCCUGAACCUCAUUACAAAGUGUGAAUGGGACUUAAGUAAGCCUCCAGGAAUAACUGGAUCGACCGAGAGUCACCCCAAAGUUGAAUUCCAUGAUUUAAACAGUAUUCACAAAAUAGAAGAUAAUACUAAGAGGCAUCGGAAGCCAGGAACCUCUCCAGCACGGCUUGUCUUAUUGCAGAAGUGGAAGCAAGAAAACCUGCCCGAGGCUGCCCAGUUAGAAAACAGAAAUAUGCUGAAAGCCUCAGAAACGAAUGAAGAAUAUAGAUGCUUGCCUACUUCACAAACUCUACAAGUUUCUCAUAGUGCCCUUGGUCAAGGACACAAGAAAAAGAAAAUCGGCGUUAGAGUUUCGUUCUUAGGAUCUAAAUCAGAAGAGCUGGCCAAGACAGACCCUAAUUUGAAGUUCCACAAUGAGGCUGAAGCAUAUGAAAGGAUCACAAGCCAUGCUAUUUUUACACCCCAUCCAGCCCCACCAGAAGUAAAUGAAAUAGUUGUUACUUCUCAGAAGACAACAGCGGGACAUGACCAGAAGUGCAUACCUCAAGGAGCAGUUCAGUUGGCAGAUGAAGUGCUAUAUGAAACAGGACUUGAAUGUCUUCUAGACUUGGUUGAUAAACACUGGAAUGGAUGCAGAUCACUUCAUUGCAACCCAGCUUUUUUAUCUCAGGCAGAAACUGUUUUGUCUGCAAUUCAGAAAUCCACGCCAACAGAUCAACAGAGACCUGCUGCAGAACACCAACAGCUGAAUAACCUUCGGUUAGAGAGACAGGCUUUGCAAAAGCGUAUCUCUGAGCAAGAAGAGCAGUACAAUGCCAAGAUCAAUAGUUUGGCAUCAGACUUGAAUAGCGCUAAAAAAGACAGGGAUAUAUUGAAGCAUAAUUUAGACAAAUUACUGAAAGAACAUGCAGCUCUGAAAGUGCACAGUCCCAAAAUGGAACACAGGACCCAGAAUGCAGAUGCCGCCCAGGCAGCACCACUGCAGAUAAUCGAGCUUGAAAACCAUCACAAGCUGUUGGCUGAUGAGAAUGCCAGUUUGAAACAGCGCCUCCACCACUUUGACAAGAUGCAGGAACUCACAAAGAUGUUGCAGGAAAGCCACAGAACCUUGGUUUCUACAAAUGAACGUCUCUUAAGAGAACUGGAAGAGGCACGUUGCCGACAUAAGGCCGAAGUGGAGCAACUACACUGGAACUACAAACAGUUAAAGAAAACACUUCCUCCUAGCAACAUCACCCAAAAUUAACAGCAACAGAUGUUAAUAACAGUUAAAGGCAUGUGAGUGUAAAUGAUUUAUAAAGGAUGACUAACCCUUGGGGUUAUUUACUUCCAUGAACCAACCAGCUUUUAACACUGUGGCUGAUUUCUCUUGUACCUUGUUUUUUAAGACAUCCUCCCCAUGGUUUUUGAAUAUAGGGCUGAAUAUAUUAAAUUAUUGAAUGAUUUUAAUGCAUUAUUCGAUCAAUGGCAAUUUAUAUGGAAAGUAAAGUUUUUAAGUAAAAUAAAAAUGAUCUCUUCUACUGUGAAUUUUGUAUUCACCUCAAACUUUUUCAAAUAGGGAUCAUGUUUAUCAUUGACCAAGUUAUUGUUGCAGAGCUGUGUACUGAUACUUUAGGAACAGCUGCAAAAUCAUGGCAUUAAGACAUGCUUAAACUUUGAGCACUUCUGCUCAUGGAAUGAAAUUUAGCAGAAAUGUGACUUGCAGUGCAAUCCUGUCCAUGUUUUCUUGGACUGCAGCCUUAGAAGGGAUGAGGGAUUCUCAUACUGUUGCAGGUGCUUUAAAAAUAAUCCUAGCUUAUUCUUUCACUUAUCCUGUCCUUGAACGUGAUAUCUGUGGAUCAAGAAUUAACCUUUGGCAUAUGAGAUCAGUAGCUGCUGUUUCCAUAUUCCAUUAAAAAGAUGCUGUUUCAACAA
Messenger RNA from Lacerta agilis (Sand lizard), 2564 nucleotides. RefSeq names its product centrosomal protein 72 (gene CEP72). The record is from RefSeq and is a predicted model, not a curated record. Gene Ontology annotation, molecular function: protein binding. Bases 67 to 1896 code for a protein of 609 amino acids. The transcript is spliced from 14 exons. NCBI's taxonomy places the organism in Eukaryota, Metazoa, Chordata, Lepidosauria, Squamata, Lacertidae.